Molecule: messenger RNA, 1212 nt
Organism: Cutaneotrichosporon oleaginosum
Lineage: Eukaryota; Fungi; Basidiomycota; Tremellomycetes; Trichosporonales; Trichosporonaceae
Biological process (GO): glucose metabolic process; beta-D-galactose catabolic process via UDP-galactose, Leloir pathway
Molecular function (GO): carbohydrate binding; aldose 1-epimerase activity
Source: RefSeq, a predicted model, not a curated record
AUGCUCCUCACGCCGCUCCUCGCCUUCCUCCCGCUUCUCGAGGCCAAGCACGUCGAGAAAGUCUCGCCCGCCGCGCUCAAGGAGUACACUCUCGCGGCGGACGGCAUCACGGCGAGCUUCAUCCCCUUUGGCGCGCGCCUCAAGUCCCUGCGCGUGCCCGAUGCCGGGGGCGCGUGGCGCGAAGUCAACCUCGGCUACGCCGAUGCGCAGGGCUACGCAGACGAGGCGGCGCCUAGCUACUACGGCGCCGUUAUUGGCCGCUACGCCAACCGCAUCCGCAAUGGCACGUUCACAGUGGACGGCGUGACCUCGCGCAUCGCCACUAACGAGCACGACGGCAAGAACACGCUGCACGGCGGCCGUGUGGGAUACGACGCGCGCGAGUGGAGUGUCCUCUCGGCCAACAGCUCGAGCGUCACCUUCAGCCUUAUGGACUACGGCUUCGAGGGCUUCCCCGGCAACGUGCUCGCGCUCGCGCAGUACUCGCUCAGCGCGGGCAAGCUCACGACCGUGCUGACGGCGCACGCGCUCGACCGCCCCACUCCUAUCCUCCUCACCACGCACUCGUACUUCAACCUCGGCUCGGACGUGUCGUCCACUGUCCUGCAAGACACGCUGCACGUCAAGGCGUCCCGCGUAGUCGGCGUCGACGGCAUCCUCGUGCCUACAGGCCAGCUCGACUAUGUCGCUGGAACUAACGGCAACGAGCGCCACCCCCUGAACUUCACCGCGCCGUCCGCUGUCUCGCAGGCCCUCCCUGCUGGCCUCGACCACUGCUUUCUCUUCGACCGCCCCAGUCCCCUCGAGGUCACCGAGCAGCUCGAGUGGCGCAGCGCGGCGACAGGGAUCCGCAUGCGCGUGCGCACAAACCAGCCCGCGAUCCAGGUGUACAGCUGCAGCAUGAGCGACGGGAGUGCGAGCACGCAGCUCGGCAAGGUCGAGCGGUUCGGGUGCAUGGCUAUCGAGCCGCAGGGGUGGAUCGACGGCAUUAGCCACCCCGAGUGGCUCCAGAACCAGGUGUACAGUCCUGGCAGCGCGCCGUUCGUGAACGUCGCCGAGUACGUGUUUGAUACGGUUGAGAUGGGAGCGGGGCCGAGCGCAGUGCGCGAGGAGACUGCUCGCGAUGAGCUCUGAGUGAGCGUAGGAGUGUGCGUAGAUCAACACGUCAUAGUCAUUGCACAGGAGAAGAGUACAUGCAUACAGUGGCGCCGG